AUGCAGUCCGCACGUACAGGCACAUUCCCAAACGAAUGUGAGACCAUGAUCAAUCAACUAAUCAGUCUGUUUUGGUCUGGGGAACAGACUUACAUGAACAUGUCUGCCGCCAGUGCCUCGGAUGAGAUAUCCAUGCUUGGAUUUUCCGAGUAUUUCCGUCUCUGUUGUCUGCGGAUGCGAACGAUUGCGGACAAAUUGUGCCAAUUCCAAACAACUCGUGGAGGUCAUCUGAUCCUCGGUGAGGUUCGCAGUAUGAUCCAAAUGUCCAAUUGGAAUGAAUGCACUGUGGACAAGUUAAUCCAUUUGGCACUGGAUAUGGAGAAACAGUUCGAACAACGACUGAACGAGUUAUGCGUGCUGGCCAAACAGAAAAACGAUUCGGUCACGGCGGAAUUUGUGGAGAGCACGCUGCUUCGUGAUCAGGUCCAUGUGCUCAAAAUUACAGUGAAUCACGUGAACGGUUUGAAAGUGUGCGAAAAUGCCUGGAUCUAUGACACACUGACCAUGAAACCGUUUGUGCGUCAGAUUUGCGAGAUGUUGGGCAGUGGUUUGACUGGAGUUGGACAAACCUGUAUUCCGGAAAUGUGUGUCUCGACGACAUCUGCCACCGGGGUCGGUCGAAAUCCGUGCAGCUCCGGGAGUGAAACAUGCUCCGAAUAUUUGCAAUCGUUUGUGAAUUCUUUGCGUUACUAA
Molecule: messenger RNA, 693 nt
Organism: Echinostoma caproni
Lineage: Eukaryota; Metazoa; Platyhelminthes; Trematoda; Plagiorchiida; Echinostomatidae
Source: the annotation of a GenBank genome assembly